AUGCUACGUUUAGCAACCGACUCUAUAUUCGAGCACCCAGUGCACUCGUACAUUUUUGACACUUCAGACCCAGUUUGGGAUACCUAUUUCACCAAAAAAGAGCUUAAAGAGGCGAAGAAUUACAAUACCAAAUUACGAGUGGAUAUUCCAGAAGAACUGCAAACAUACUUGUCAUCAUUUGAAAAUGAAGAAUUUACAACAGCGAGCGAUUACUAUGACCAUGCCUUAGAGCGCAAAUUUCCUCUUGGUAAAUAUUUCAACGAAAGAUGGGUACAGCAGAGUGUUGUAUCAGCGUGUGAGCUUUUUUAUUAUCAUCAAAACCAACUAAACCUGAAGGAAUACUUGGAAGGAAACAUGCUGCACGAAGUAUGGGAAUUUGUCUACAAGUUGUUCAAAGAUCGUAAAAUUACUAUUAAACUUGGAGAGCCUUGUAGUAUCGCAACUAGCAUGGAAAAAAAUAAAAAAAGAAGUUUGGAGGCAAUCACGCCCAGAGAGAGAAAAGCCAUGGGCUCGAAAAUAGAUGUCAUAUUCAUCGCGGACAAUACCAAACUUGGGGCAUGUGAAGCUGGAAAAGGAGAUGUGUCUAAAAUUGAUAAUAAAUAUUUGAAUGACGGAUUUAAAAAAUUGCCGAAAACAUUAAGAGACAUGUUGAUUUCUCAAAUUUUUGUAAAUCCUGAUAAAGCUAAUAGUCUGUGUACAGUAGGCUAUUUGAUGAUGGGUCUUCACAUGGAACUUCUUGUUGUGGACAUGCCCUUCGGGAAUUUGAUUUCGAGAGUUGUAAGAUCCUCUCGUUUAAUAUACCCUGUCAAGACAAAAAAUUUUGCAGUGGAUUUUAUCCCUUUGCUUGAACUUGCCUACACCGGCAAACAUAUUAUGCAAAAUAAUAUAAAAGUGCUCGAUGACAGGAAGAGAAAAAAAUUGAUUGAUGAUGACGAUGAUAGCAAUGACGAUUUGACCGGUGAAAUCCCUCUCUCCCUUGUUUAA
Messenger RNA from Cokeromyces recurvatus, 984 nucleotides. RefSeq lists its product as uncharacterized. The transcript is spliced from 2 exons. Bases 1 to 984 code for a protein of 327 amino acids. The record is from RefSeq and is a predicted model, not a curated record. Lineage: Eukaryota; Fungi; Mucoromycota; Mucoromycetes; Mucorales; Mucoraceae.